AUGGAUAAAGUUCAAAAAGAUAAGAAAACUUAAUUUAGAGAUAAAUAUAUUAUAACAGAAGAUGAUUAUUAUGGUGAAGGCUGUUUUGGUAAAGUAUAUGCAUGUAAACAGAUUAAUGAUUCUGAUCAUACGUUAUAUUGUGCCAAAGCCAUACCAAUUAAUGUAAAUUAGGAUUUGAAUAAUGAAAAUGAAAAAAUAAUAAAUAAUACAAUUGCUUAGUUAAAUUCAAAUCAGCAUAAAUCAAUUAAUUUAGUGUAAAUAUAUGACAUCUAUUUUGAUUCAUCUGUUUUAUUUAUUGUAAUGGAAAGAUGUGAUGAAGAUUUAUCAAUUGAAUUCAAUAAACUUUAGGAAGAAAAUACUUGGUAUACAGAGGAAGAAGUAUUUGAUCUGAUCCAAUAAUUAAUUUCAGGUUUGAAAUAAUUAAACUCAAGUGUUAUAAUGCAUUAAAACAUAAAACCAGAGAAUAUUUUAAUUAAAUAUGAAAACAAAGGGUAAAUGAAUGAGAGAAAGAUAUAUAAAGUAGUUUCAUGAUCAUAUUUAGAUUGCUGACUAUGAAAUUAGUAUUUUGAUUUCAAAACUAACAUAAAAACAAGACCUGAUAAGAACUGGAUCUCCAAAUUAUACAGCACCUCAAGUAUUUGAAGAUGAUGUGAUAUAAUCUGAAAAAAGUGAUAUAUUUUCAUUCGGCAUACUAAUUUAUUAAAUUUGCUAUAAAGCUUAAUUUCCUUAUGAUUGUAGUUCAAUAAACAAAAGAUAUUAAAGUUUAUAAUAUCUAAAAAAUAAUGCUUUUAAAGCUCCACCUCUUAAUUAUAGUAGAGGAGAAUAACUCCAAAAUCUUUUAGAGAGUAUGAUUGUUUAUAAUGAAAACCAAAGAAUUUCAUUUGCUGAACUCUUUACUCAUACUGUAAUGAAAUGUAAAGGUUUGGAUGAUACUGUAAUUAUGAAUAGUGAAUAUAUUUAUAGUGAAAGUAGUAGUUUUAGAAGUUAAAAACUAUUUGAUAAAUCUAUUCAUUUAGAGAAAAAGAAAAAAAAUUAAAUUUUAUUGUUGUUAUAAAGAUUAUAAUUAUUGUUAGAAUCAUUUCUCGAUAAAUUUUAAAUUUGUCAGUAAUUAAUAGAAUAAAUUGAAGAUAAUGAUGAAUUUUUAUUUUUUAAAUUGAAUAUUUAUUUAAUAGGCAAUUAUUAAUUGUUAUAUGCACUUGCUUUAAUUUACAUAAGACCUUUAGAAUUACAUCCAAGCAUUUUAAAAUAUAAUGAUUAAUUAAUGCUUAUAGAGAAAUUAAAUGAAGCAUAAAAAGGAAUUAAAAUAUAUAAUCCAGAUACUUAAAUCUAUAAAAAUCUUUAGGAUUCAAUUCAAUUACAAUAUCAUAAAUUUGCAAAUUAAUCUAAAAGAUUUUAUAUUGAUAUUAAAAAGAGAAAAGAUCUUUCUAAAGAAUUAAAGUAGUUUAUGAAACAAGCAGUAUCUAGAAGAAUCGAAUUAACAAUAUUACUAGAAAAUAUUAAUAAUUUUCUAAAAACUUAUCUAAAUAAAAUCCCUAAAAAUCUAUAAUAGUUAUUAGAAUAGGUAGUUAAAUUUGGUAGUCUAUCCCCAAUUAGUCAUUAUCAAAAAGAUAUAGAUCAAUAAUUCCAGACAUCCGUAUAAAUUGGAUAAAUAUGA
Molecule: messenger RNA, 1654 nt
Organism: Paramecium pentaurelia
Lineage: Eukaryota; Ciliophora; Oligohymenophorea; Peniculida; Parameciidae
Source: the annotation of a GenBank genome assembly